AGACAAGAGAGUACAAAUUAUUUUGAAAUAAAUUAUAAAGAAUGAUACAAUACUUAGAUACUGUGAGAAAGCGACAUUUUUCUUUCUCUGCAAAGUCCCUUGAAGCUGAUUUCCAUUUUUUCUUUUUAAUUUUCUUUUUGAUAAAAAUGUAGAUGCCACACACAGAUAAUCACUCACACAAAACGAGGCAACCUUCUUCUCUGCACCAGCUGUUGCACAGUUUCAGAUUCCUCUCUCUCAUCUUUAACCUUUCUUCUGUUUUACAUCAUUGCUCUGCUCUAUCACUCUCUCUGUGUAUGCAAAAUCUUUGCUUUUGGAGCCUGAAGGCUGGUGCAUCUCUGGCCUCACAUUCAUUGCUUUCAAUCUUUCAGGUUUCCGUUAAUGGCUUUCAUUUUGUGACUUCCCAACUACUCUUUGCUGUUUAAUGUUAUCUUCUUCUCUGAAAAUAACUGCUCCCAUUGUGCCUUUUCGCUUUCUUCUCUGUUUUACCCUAAAAGAAAACUCCAACCAUUUCUACUUCGUUUUCGAUUUUCACUCUCUGUGUCUUGUCCUAAUCCUAUAAUUAGAGCUUUCUCCAAGUGGGUUUUUUGUUUCUUGUAGGACACAUCUUCUCCUGUGACUAGAAAAAGGUUGCUCUGUCUUGCUGUUCUAAUCCAAAGUUGGAUUUUUUAGGAGAAAGGGUUUCGCUUUUUCUUUACUGUCAUUUCCUUCGUUUUGCUGGCGUUGUGGUUGUGGAUUUUAUUACUAUUCCCAGGGAAUUUUUUUUUCUUUUCUUUUUACGGACUCCGAAGGUUGAAGUUUGUUCCAUAAAAUGGAGUGUUAAAUUUUAGAGAAAAGUUUGGUCGUUCAAGCUGUAAUGUCCAGUUGUUUUAUUUGCGUCUUUUAAGGAUAUUUCUGUUUGGAAACCAGGAAAAUGCAGUUGGUUUACAUUAAUUUUCCGUGCAAUUUCUAGUGAAAAAGUUUGGUUUUUCAAGGUCUUCAUCAUUCUAAGAUAUUCUGUUUAAAUAAAUGGCGAUCAUUUCAUGAAACGGGCCUCGUUUAUUCCUUAAGCAAUGGGCACUGCGAGCUCCAAAGCUGAGAAAAAUGAAGCUUUGCGUUUAUGCAAAGAACGCAGGAGAUUCAUACAGCAAGCUAUUGAUUCAAGGUACAAUCUCGCUGCAGCUCAUGUCUCUUAUAUCAACUCUUUGAAAAACCUUGGCAUAGCUCUCCGGCGAUUUGCCGAAGCAGAAAUUUUGAUAGAAUCUUCUGUAUCAACAACGUCAGCCACUGAACUUUACAAGACUCCAUCACACUCUUCAUACCCAUCUCCCUCUCCCUCUCACAUUGCAGAGGUUUCGGAUUCACCUUUGCACAACGAGAGCCCCAUUUCACCACCAGUGAUUAGUAUGAGUUACAUGAGAGUUAGGGGCGCUGCUAACCCAGUGACUGUUAAGAUUAAUUUGAAUAAUAGUACUGAUGGCUUUGUUGAGGACGAGUCUUUUUGCAUGCCAAUGCCACCGCCACCACCUCCUUUUGAGUCUGGUGGUUCUUGGGAUUAUUUUGAUCCGAGUGAUAAUUGUGAAAGUUUUAGAUUUGUGAGGGGGAAUGAACUGGAUAUGGAUUGUGAUGAUGCCAGAGGGUUCAACGAAUCUAGAGGUGAUAGAGUUGGCAUUGAUCAUAAUGUAGUAGAUGCGAAGGGGAAAUGGACGAAAUGGUCGAAAGUUGGUUUAGAUGGAAGUGGUCAAGCACAUGAAGGAACUAUAGGGCCUGGAUUGGAGCAAAGGGGUUUAGAAACUUCUGGUAACUUUGCAACACAAAAUGGCAGUUAUGGUGUAAGAGUAGAGAGUAUUUCUCAUUCAGGUAGAUUGGUUGGAGUUGAAGGUUUUACUAGAAAACCAAUAGAUAUUCAAGUGAGGCCAGCGGAAACAGCCCAAAAUGCCAAUGGUUUGAGUCUUGAGAAGUCAGGUUCAAAGAAAGUGAAAGAAGCGGCCAUGAAAGAUUUAUCUGCAGAGAGAGAAGAUCCAUCAGAGUUUAUUACCCACAGAGCCAAAGAUUUUCUAUCAAGCAUAAAGGAUAUAGAACAUAGAUUCUUUAGAGCUUCUGAAUCUGGCAAGGAAGUCUCAAGGAUGCUUGAGGCAAACAAUAUAAGGGUUGGAUAUUCUGAGAGAAAAGGGAAUUCAUCUGCCUCAACAGUUCUGACAGCUUUCCAUAUUUGCUGCCAAGGAAAGGCUGGACUUUCAUCUUAUGAACCUGCAGAACAUGUUACAAAGGUCAUUACAUGGAAAAGGACAGCAUCUUCAAGGUCAUCUUCAUCAAGAAAUCCACUUGCGAUGGCAACAAGAGAUGAUAUUUCUGAUAGUGGUAGUGAUUUUGUUGAAGAGUUCUGCAUGAUUGCAGGAAGUCAUACUUCUACCCUUGAUAGGCUGUAUGCAUGGGAAAGAAAAUUAUAUGAUGAAGUAAAGGCCAGUGAAUAUAUCAGGAAGGAGUACGAUCAGAAAUGUGACCAACUCAGGCACCAGUUUGCCAAGGACCAUAGUGCUCUAGUGAUUGACAAGACCCGAGCAGUUGUAAAGGAUCUGCAUUCACGGAUAAUAGUCGCGAUUCAUUCUGUUGAUACAAUAUCAAAACGGAUUGAGAAGAUGCGAGAUGAAGAGUUGCAGCCACAACUUCUAGAGCUAAUUCAAGGGCUGAUCAGGAUGUGGAAGGCUAUGCUUGAAUGCCAUCAUGCACAAUACAUCACCAUCUCAUUGGCAUACCAUUUAAGAAGGACAUCAGGAAGUCCACAGGGAGAUACUCACAGGCAGAUUAUGGCUCAGCUCCUGGAAGAGAUAGAGUGUUUCGGCCUGAGCUUUGCAAACUGGGUUAACAGUCAUGCUUCCUAUGUGGAUGCUCUUAAUGGGUGGCUGCAAAACUGCAUCCUGCAACCACGAGAGCGUUCCAAGAGCAGGAGACCAUUCUCCCCUCGUCGAGCCCUGGCCCCACCAAUUUUUGUGCUUUGCCGUGAUUGGUCAGCUGGCAUAAAAGCUUUGCCAUCUGAGGAACUUGGCAAUGCUAUCAAAGCCUUCUUAUCUGACCUUUGCCAUUUAAUGGAUCAAAAGACAGAACAAUUACAAAACAAAGAGAAAUUAAUUGAUGAAAAUAAUGGAGAGUUGGAGAGAAAAGAUGAUGAGAAAAAUGAUGAAGCUGCAUCGAGCUUGAGCUGCAUACAAGCAAGUUUGACAAAGGUUCUUGACAGACUCAACAAAUUUUCUGAGGCUUCAUUGAAAAUGUACGAGGACAUAAGACAGAAAAGUGAAGCAGCUCGAAUAGCAUACUUGAAUUGCAGGCCAGUGAGAUAUUAAAGCUUAUGUAAUUAUUAUUUAUAAUAUAUAAGCAUUUAUGUAAUUAUAAGAAUUUCUGUCUGGAACAUGGAAAUGAAAGUAGAUACCUGUAAAUGUCAAAAGUAUCGUUUCAAACAGUUGUUCGGAAGAGAGGGAACAGUUUGUUGCAGUUCUGAAAUAUGUUUUUGCAGCUUACUCAUGCAGGAGCAGAGCUAAGUUCAGGGGGCCCAUUGAUUUUGCUUUA
Manihot esculenta (cassava) is the source of this 3543-nucleotide messenger RNA. RefSeq names its product nitrate regulatory gene2 protein. The record is from RefSeq and is a predicted model, not a curated record. Lineage: Eukaryota; Viridiplantae; Streptophyta; Magnoliopsida; Malpighiales; Euphorbiaceae. Bases 1053 to 3320 code for a protein of 755 amino acids. The transcript has 5 exons.